AUUGUAUCAGUCAAAAAAGGUGUCGAUUGAAAAUGAAUUCACAUUCAAUUUGAAUUGCUAUAGAAUUCUAUACACAUGAAAUGUCUAUAACAAACAACAAUCCAAACGACCUAACAUCCAUGGACACCAGCGAUGAUGAUGAUAGUGAUCAAAAAUCGAGCAACAAUAGCUAUAAGGAACGUCGCCGUGAAGCACAUACCCAAGCGGAACAAAAACGUCGUGAUGCAAUCAAAAAAGGUUAUGAAGAUCUUCAAUUGCUGGUGCCUACCUGUACACAACAAGAUGCUGUUUCCUCAUAUAAGCUAAGCAAAGCAGCUAUUCUUCAAAGAAGUAUCGAAUAUAUUCAAACAUUACAACAACAAAAACAUAAACGGGAAAAGGAACUUCAAAUAUUGCGGAAAGAAGUACUUGGAUUGGAGAUAAUGAAAAAUAAUUAUGAACAAAUGGUUAUUCAGCAUCAACAUAAUCAGCAGCAGCAACAACAACAACAACAACAACAGCAAACUUCGCAACAAAGACAACAAUCAUCAUCACAGAUUUCGCCAAAUCUGAUGAAUUAUAAUGCUAAUAAUGGAAAUUCAAUGAUUUCAGACGAAAUGAAAUUUGAAAUAUUCAAAACUUUAUGUGAUAGCCUUUUCUUAUCUUUUGAUGAUUCAGUUAAUGUUGGCAACUUCAACCGAUUGUCUUCCUGUACGAUCCGUUGGCUGGAGGAUCAAUGUCAACCUCGAAAUCUGCAACAGAUUAUGGCGCAGAUUUUAGAACAGCUUAAAACCCAAAUCAAUUGACCGUCAAUUGUUUUUAUUAUUAUUAAUAUUACAAUAUUUUAUUAAUUUUGUUUUUGUAAUAAAGAAUUUUUUUGUUUGAA
Dermatophagoides pteronyssinus (European house dust mite) is the source of this 865-nucleotide messenger RNA. Its product is annotated as max-like protein X. Gene Ontology annotation, cellular component: nucleus. Gene Ontology annotation, molecular function: protein dimerization activity; RNA polymerase II cis-regulatory region sequence-specific DNA binding; DNA-binding transcription factor activity, RNA polymerase II-specific. The record is from RefSeq and is a predicted model, not a curated record. NCBI's taxonomy places the organism in Eukaryota, Metazoa, Arthropoda, Arachnida, Sarcoptiformes, Pyroglyphidae. Gene Ontology annotation, biological process: regulation of transcription by RNA polymerase II.